ACGCCACGAUCUGAUUCAGACAUAUCUGAAACACCCCCAUAACUCAUAAAGCUCACUCUUUCCAACAAAGUUCUGUUCCUUACCCCCCCCCCCAAAAAAGCAAAAUGGUCGACGUUGAACGGAGAAUGACCGGUCUCCGACCAUCACACGCCGCGGGUCUCCGCCGUCUCUCAGCUCGCGCCGCCGCACCAAAAACUCCAACGGUCCGAAACAGUCUCGUCUCCUUCUCAUCUCUCUCCGACCAAGUCAUCUCACACCUACACACCUCCAGGAUCCAAGUCCAACCGGGUCUAACCGACGCCGAAUUCGCCAGAGCCGAAGCCGAGUUCGCAUUCUCCUUCCCGCCGGAUCUCCGCGCCGUCCUCUCCGCCGGCUUACCCGUCGGAGCCGGGUUUCCGGACUGGCGCUCUCCCGGAGCUCGUCUCCAUCUCCGAGCCAUGAUCGAUCUUCCCGUCGCCGCCGUGUCGUUUCAGAUCGCGAGAAACACUCUCUGGAGCAAGUCUUGGGGCCCGAGACCGUCCGACCCGGAAAAGGCCUUACGGGUCGCGAGGAACGCUCUCAAGAGAGCUCCUUUGAUGAUACCCAUCUUUGGUCAUUGUUUUAUCCCUUGUAGCCCGUCUUUAGCGGGUAACCCGGUUUUCUACAUCGACGAGACCCGGAUUUUCUGUUGCGGGUCGGAUCUUUCGGAUUUUUUCGAGCGUGAGUCUGUUUUCAGAGGAUCCGAUUCGUCUCCGGGUCUUCUCACUAAGCAGCGUUCGGUUAGCGAGAUAUCCACCGUGUCGUCGUCCUCUUCAAAUUAUUCAAGAUUUAGCUUAGAUUCGGGUCGGGUUCGCGGGUCGGGUACACCGAGAUGGGUGGAGUUUUGGAGCGACGCGGCGGUGGACCGACGCCGGAGAAACUCGGCUUCUUCGGUGUCUUCCUCUUCACACUCUUCGUCGCCGGAGAGAUACUUGGAGUUGCCUCGUUCCGAGACGCCGAAAUGGGUUGAUGAUUACGUGAACCGGAUCGGGUCGGUUUUAAGGGUGGGCGGGUGGAGUGAUUCGGACGUUGAUGAUAUUGUCCACGUGUCACCAUCUGGUUUCUUUGAGGAUGAGAUGGUGAUUUUGGACAACCAGGCGGUUCUCGAUGCGUUGCUUCUGAAAGCGGGUCGGUUCUCGGAGUCGCUCCGUAAAGCUGGAUGGAGCUCCGAAGAAGUGUCGGACGCACUUGGUUUUGAUUUUCGACAGGAGAAGGAGAAGAAACCGGUUAAGGAACUGUCUCCUGAGGUUGUGAAACGAAUCGGGAAACUUGCUGAGUCAGUUUCUCGGUCAUGAUUCUCCGUUUAUUAAAGAAAUACAGCAAUAGUUUUAACAUUUUCAAAAGGUCCUUAAUAUAUGUAAUAUUAAAUUUUACCCCCUAUUUUAUUAUUAGACAAAAAAAUGGGAGCGUGUUCGAUUGUGGUAAACAAAAUACACUGAAUAU
Messenger RNA from Eruca vesicaria subsp. sativa (arugula), 1461 nucleotides. The record is from the annotation of a GenBank genome assembly. NCBI's taxonomy places the organism in Eukaryota, Viridiplantae, Streptophyta, Magnoliopsida, Brassicales, Brassicaceae.